ACAAAUAGAUAAAAAAUCCCAUUGUUACAAAAAAAAAAAACACAAAUUCCUCCUUCCCUCCCUCUCUCUCUGGCUAUCUAUACAAGUAUUUUAAGUACUGCUUGCUGCACUAAAAAUCCUCAUUUUGAUAUCAAAACGACAACGCUGUGCCAUGGCUUCUCAAGGAAAGAAACUCAUCAACGACCCCAACGCUGUAGUAACUGAGUUCAUCGAGGGUCUUGUGGAAACCUACCCUGGAUUACAAUACCUGGAUGGCUUUCCAGAGGUCAAGGUUGUGUUACGUGCUGAUUAUGCAAGCGCUAUGCUUGACAAAGUUGCCGUUAUAUCAGGAGGAGGGAGUGGGCAUGAACCUGCCCAUGCUGGAUUUGUCGGAGAAGGGAUGCUAAGUGCUGCUAUUUGUGGAGAAGUUUUUACUUCUCCUCAAGUUGAUGCAAUUCUAUCUGGCAUCCGAGCUGUUACUGGUCCGAUGGGAUGUCUUUUGAUUGUCACGAAUUAUACUGGUGAUCGUCUAAAUUUUGGUUUGGCUGCUGAGCAAGCAAAAUCUGAAGGUUAUAAAGUCGAGACUGUAAUUGUUGGAGAUGAUUGUGCAUUACCUCCACUGCGAGGCAUAGUUGGACGAAGAGGGUUGGCAGGGACUAUUCUUGUUAAUAAGAUUGCUGGAGCCGCAGCUGCUACUGGCCUUUCUCUCGAUGAAGUUGCUGCAGAAGCAAAACGUGCAUCUGAAAUGGUUGGAACAAUGGGCGUUGCUUUGUCAGUUUGUACAUUACCUGGUCAGGUUACAUCAGAUCGUUUGGGCCCAGGAAAGAUGGAACUAGGUCUUGGAAUUCAUGGGGAACCUGGUGCUGCUGUAGCAGACCUUCAGCCUGUGGAAGUAGUGGUUUCUCAUGUUCUUCAGCAAAUUUUAUCACCGGAUAGGAACUAUGUUCCAAUCACUCCGGGUAAUAGAGUGGUACUAUUGGUCAAUGGACUAGGUGCCACCCCUGCAAUGGAGCUAAUGAUUGUAGCAGGAAAAGCAGUUCCUCAGUUGCAGUUGGAACAUGGAUUGGCUGUUGAUAGAGUGUAUACUGGAUCUUUCAUGACUUCCCUUGAUAUGGCAGGAUUUUCAAUCUCCAUAAUGAAGGCAGAUGAAGCAGUUCUGCAACGUUUGGAUGCUUCUACGAAGGCUCCACACUGGCCUGUUGGUGUAGAUGGUAAUCGCCCACCAGCCAAGAUCCCUGUUCCCCUGCCACUGUCUCAUUCAGGAAAGAGUGAUGAGUCAUUGAGUCGGCCACAACAGCUCAGUGAACAAGGACAUCUUCUUGAGGUGGCUAUCGAAGCAGCGGUGAAUGCGAUCAUAGAUCUUAGAGACAAUUUAAAUGAAUGGGAUGGCAGAGUCGGUGAUGGUGACUGUGGAUCAACAAUGUAUAGGGGUGCAACAGCAAUCCUGGAGGACAUGAAGAAACAUUAUCCCUUGAAUGAUGCUGCAGAAACAGUUGGUGAAAUUGGAUCAUCUAUCAGAAGAGUUAUGGGAGGAACCAGUGGGAUUAUAUACACAAUAUUCUGCAAGGCAGCUUGUGCAAAGUUGAAAGCAAACACCCAGUCAGUUGUCACAUCUAAACAAUGGGCUGAAGCACUUGAAGCUUCCAUAGCUGCUGUCAGUAAAUAUAGCGGGGCUAGUGCUGGAUUCCGCACAUUGCUAGAUGCCCUUAUUCCAGCUUCAGCUGUUCUUCGGGAGAGGCUAAAUGCUGGAGAUGAUCCUUGCAUUGCUUUUCUCCUGUCAUCUGAAGCAGCAGUGGCUGGAGCUGAAUCAACCAGGCACAUGCAGGCACAGGCCGGUCGCUCAGCAUAUAUCUCCCCGGACAUCCUUGCUACAGUGCCAGACCCUGGGGCUAUGGCUGCAGCUUCAUGGUAUAGAGCAGCAGCCUUAGCCAUCAAGAACAAACACCAGGUCCAUGAGUAGAUGCAUCUGCCUUUCCCUUCAAUUCGAGCUUCUUUUUGGCUACUGAUUUAACUAAAAAGCUAUUUUUUCAUCAUGAUUGUAUACUACAGUCCAACUAAUUAGGCUUUCCGCUUUUGCAAAUUUUGCUCGCAAAGCUGAGAGAGUGAGUUUUAUGCAUUCACGUUGUAAAAUCUCCAGAAAGAUUUGAUCAAAUCAUAUUAGAGUUGACCAUAAUAUGUUUUGAAACUGUUUGUAUGACCGGUCACUAGAAUAUAGACGUUUGGAUGUCUUGUUGGAUUAUGCAUGUAAAAAUAACAUUCUAUGUGCUUAUUUUCUGA
Populus nigra (black poplar) is the source of this 2256-nucleotide messenger RNA. Its product is annotated as putative 3,4-dihydroxy-2-butanone kinase. Gene Ontology annotation, cellular component: cytosol. The record is from RefSeq and is a predicted model, not a curated record. The transcript has 20 exons. Gene Ontology annotation, biological process: glycerol catabolic process. NCBI's taxonomy places the organism in Eukaryota, Viridiplantae, Streptophyta, Magnoliopsida, Malpighiales, Salicaceae. The coding region runs from base 152 to 1939 and encodes 595 amino acids. Gene Ontology annotation, molecular function: glycerone kinase activity; ATP binding.